AGACUGGUCUGGCAACUCUAUUCGUGUUUGUAGUUUCGCAUUUAUUUUUUACUCACUGAAUUUUGCAUUUAUUACCCUAUAAAUAUGUCCCGCAAGGAGGCUCUUUCUCAAUUCAUCAAUCAGAUACACGGACGUCCCGUUGCCGUGAAACUGAAUAAUGGCGUGGACUACCGAGGUGUUUUGGCUUGCUUGGACGGAUACAUGAAUAUCUGCCUGGAACAGACGGAGGAGUACGUCAACGGGCAGUUGAAGAACAAAUACGGAGAUGCCUUCAUCCGCGGCAACAAUGUCCUCUACAUUUCCACGCAAAAACGGAGAGUCUAACACAUCAAUAGCACCUAAGUUACUUUCCUAAAUACAACUUUUUAGAAACAA
Messenger RNA from Drosophila bipectinata, 375 nucleotides. Its product is annotated as U6 snRNA-associated Sm-like protein LSm6. The record is from RefSeq and is a predicted model, not a curated record. Gene Ontology annotation, molecular function: RNA binding. Lineage: Eukaryota; Metazoa; Arthropoda; Insecta; Diptera; Drosophilidae. Gene Ontology annotation, cellular component: U6 snRNP; U4/U6 x U5 tri-snRNP complex; nucleolus. Gene Ontology annotation, biological process: mRNA splicing, via spliceosome; maturation of SSU-rRNA.